AUGGCAUUUGGGCUGCCCCGCGCCGCGGCGGCGGUGGUGACGCUGGUGCUCGGCCUCGCCGCGGCGUCGGCCGUGGCGGACGACGUGGAGAUGGUGUUCCUGAAAAGCGCGGUGGCCAAAGGAGCAGCAGUGUGCCUGGAUGGGAGCGCCCCGGUGUACCACUUCUCCCCGGGCUCCGGCUCCGGCGCCAACAACUGGAUUGUUCACAUGGAGGGAGGAGGGUGGUGCAAGACCCCUGAGGAGUGUGUGAUCCGGAAGGGCAACUUCAGGGGCUCCUCCAAGUUCAUGAAGCCACUCUCCUUCUCAGGAAUCCUAGGAGGCAGCCAGCAAUUCAAUCCCGAUUUCUACAACUGGAACAGAGUCAAGGUCAGAUACUGCGACGGCUCGUCGUUUACCGGCGAUGUUGAAGAAGUGGACCCUAAGACGAACCUGCACUUCAGAGGGGCCAGAGUUUGGGACGCCAUCAUCGAAGAUCUGCUUAACAAGGGGAUGAGCAAAGCAAAGAAUGCUAUUCUUUCUGGAUGCUCAGCCGGAGGUCUAUCGGCAAUACUGCAUUGUGACAAAUUCAAAGACCUCCUUCCACCGUCGGCAUUCGUAAAAUGCGUUUCUGAUGCCGGUUAUUUUAUUGAUGGGACGGAUAUUACCGGCAACAAGUUUGUCAGAACAUCCUUUAAGAGCGUUGCAACCCUACAUGGAUCGAUUAAAAAUUUGCCAUCUUCAUGUACCUCGAGGGUAUCACCUGAGCUGUGCUUCUUCCCGCAGCAUGUCCUCCCAACAAUGAAAACGCCGCUAUUCAUACUUAAUGCGGCGUAUGAUUCAUGGCAGAUCAGGAACAUCCUGGUGCCUAGCGCCGCCGAUAAGAAGAAGGAGUGGGCCAAAUGCAAGGUUGACAUAAAGGGCUGCUCCUCCAGCCAGCUAGUGACCUUACAACAUUUCAGGGAUGAGUUUCUGUCAGCGCUCCCUAAACCGGAGCAGUCUCCUAAGAUAGGCAUGUUCAUAGACUCGUGCUUCGCUCACUGUCAAUCUGGAGCCCAAGACUCGUGGAAUGCCGACGGUUCCCCUUCGAUUCAGAAGAUGAGAAUUGGCAAAGCUGUGGGGGACUGGUACUUCGACCGGGCUGUGUCUCAGCGGGUUGACUGCCCGUAUCCCUGCAACCCGUCCUGCAUUGACAAUGAAGAUGACUGA
Triticum turgidum subsp. durum (durum wheat) is the source of this 1185-nucleotide messenger RNA. Lineage: Eukaryota; Viridiplantae; Streptophyta; Magnoliopsida; Poales; Poaceae. The record is from the annotation of a GenBank genome assembly.